GAAGACAUGUCAGCCAACCUCACCGCCUCCAGCCACAGCACCAACUAUAACUUCCCAGCGCUCGUCUUCGGGAUAUUAUUGAUCAUCAUCAUCAUCUGCGGGAACGUGCUCGUGUGUCUGAGCGUGUGCACGGAGAAAGCGCUCAAAACCACAACCAACUACUUCAUCGUCAGCUUGGCUGUUGCUGAUCUGCUGCUGGCUGUUCUGGUCUUACCUCUGUUCGUGUAUGCAGAGUUCCAGGAUGGGGUUUGGUCCCUCAAUAUGACCCUAUGUGAUGGACUGAUGACCAUGGAUGUCAUGCUCUGCACCGCCUCUAUAUUUAACCUCUGUGCCAUCAGCAUAGACAGGUUCAUCGCAGUCUCCAUCCCUCUUAAUUACAACCGCAAACACGUGGAUCAGCGACAGAUUGUCCUGCUUUCUGCCACAUGGAUCCUGGCCUCGGCCGUGGCCUCCCCAGUGAUGUUCGGAGUCAACAAGGUCCCCAACCGGGACCACAGCGAAUGCAAGCUGGAGGACAACAACUACGUGGUGUAUUCCUCCGUCUGUUCGUUUUUCAUGCCGUGCCCCAUCAUGCUCGUGCUGUACUGCGGGAUGUUUCGGGGCCUGAGGAACUGGGAGGAAGCACGGAAAGCCAAGCUGAGGAGCAGCAUGAAGGCCUGCAGAAAGCUUCAGGAGGCCGCCUCGUCCCUGCAGCCGCUGUCCGGCCUGCCGCCCGUCAUCAAGAAAGAUCUGUCUGACAGUACCUUAGAGGAGCUGGAGCAGGAGCCUGACAGCCCUGACCCCGUGUGCAUGCUCGCCUAUCCCGGUGGGAACUACCAUGAACAUCGAAACCAGAACCGGCAAAAGAAGAGAGCCAAAAUAAAUGGGAGGGAGAGGAAAGCAAUGAGGGUGCUUCCUGUUGUAGUAGGUGCCUUCCUGUUCUGCUGGACGCCGUUCUUCGUAGUGCACACGAUGAGGGCUGUCUGUGAAGACUGCUACAUCCCCAGCAGCGUCACUAGCAUCGUGACCUGGCUAGGCUACGUCAACAGCGCCCUCAACCCCGUCAUCUACACCAUCUUCAACACAGAGUUCAGGAAGUUCUUCCGGAAGUUCCUGCCAACUCUGCCCAACUGCUGCUAACCGGAGCAUGCUCUUUGCUAACAGUUUAAGAACAAAUCAUAGCCUACCCAAAAGUAUAAAUAAACCAGACAAAUAAUUCUUACAUGUAAAAACAGCAUGUUGUAUGAAACAAAAAUGAAACUUUGGUUAUUGCUGCCUUUAUGUUUUUACUUCAUGGUUUAAUUUCGUAUGUUUACAUUUUGAGAGCUGUAAUGAAUUGGCUUCAUUCAUUCACGAAUUUACAUACAAUGUUUGUAAAAUCAUUCUUAUGUAAACUGUCGUUUCAUGAAAUGCAUACAAAACAAAUUUGUGUAAAUGAUUAUUAAAAUCAUUUGAGUACUGUUACGUUUAAACAGGCAGAAUGAAUUUCCUAUUUAAUUUAUUUUCCUAUAAAAAAAUUUUUUUGCGUAAGUAAUAGCGAUUCUUAAUACACGAACAUAAUUUCCAUGUAAAUAGUUCAUAAAAC
Molecule: messenger RNA, 1564 nt
Organism: Carassius carassius (crucian carp)
Lineage: Eukaryota; Metazoa; Chordata; Actinopteri; Cypriniformes; Cyprinidae
Product: D(4) dopamine receptor-like
Exons: 4
Coding region: 7-1119 (370 amino acids)
Biological process (GO): adenylate cyclase-activating adrenergic receptor signaling pathway; adenylate cyclase-inhibiting dopamine receptor signaling pathway
Cellular component (GO): plasma membrane
Molecular function (GO): dopamine neurotransmitter receptor activity, coupled via Gi/Go; G protein-coupled receptor activity
Source: RefSeq, a predicted model, not a curated record